This is a messenger RNA of Ostreococcus tauri, 603 nucleotides long. RefSeq names its product unnamed product. The coding region runs from base 1 to 603 and encodes 200 amino acids. The record is from RefSeq and is a predicted model, not a curated record. Lineage: Eukaryota; Viridiplantae; Chlorophyta; Mamiellophyceae; Mamiellales; Bathycoccaceae. The transcript has a single exon.
AUGUCUGCAUUUCGCGACGCACAGUCACGUUGGAUGAUUCGAACGAGCGUCUCGCCGCGCGUCGCGUCUACGCGCGCGUCGAAACGCGACGCGCCUCGCGAAAUACGUAAACGCCCGACGUUAUUCCUCGACGUCGACGGCGUGCUCAAUCGAACGGCGACGGCGAAGCAGAUCGUGGUGCUCGAGGACAAGGUUGAGCUCUUGGGUGACAUUUUAGCGCGGAGCGAGUGCGAGAUCGUGCUCACGACGUAUUGGCGGUACUUUGAGGAGUAUGUAGCGUACGUGUUCACGAGACACGGAUUACCGGACCGCGUCGUCGGCCGCACGUCGGGGGAGCCGCAUCGCGCGGAUAGCGUCGCGCACGACGCGGCGGUGUCGACGAACAGGGUGCUGGAGAUUGAGCGGUAUCUCAAGGCGACGCACGGCGAGGACGCGAGCGCGUGGCCGGAGUUCGCGAUCGUGGACGAUAAGGAAGUGGUUUCGGAUGGGCACGCAUGGCGGAGGCGGUUCGUGCGGACGACGCACGACGUGGGAUUGACGCGAGAGAGCGCGGACGCUUUGGUGGACAUCCUCAAGGGAGCGGAAGUGAUGUCACGCGUGUGA